AUUUACAUUUUACAUUGACCUAUGAUCGGGAUUUCAAAGUCAAGUUUUCGUAUUUUGUUUGUGGGCUUAGAUUAUUCUCUAGUCUAAGUUUACUGGUAUUCCCAUUCUAGAUACAAUAAGAAAGAGGCCACGUAUUAUUUUUUCAAAUAGAACAGCAAUUGAUAAGAAUUUGUUUUCAUUCUUCAUGGCUUAUCAGAUCUAAGAAUAUAACUUUCAUAUUGCAUUCUAUAAUAUGCUGCAAUCCAGGUUUCUCCUCAAUUGUGCUAUUCAAAUGAAAAAGAUGAGUUCUAAUGCGUUGUGCAGCCGUUUAAAUGGCAGAGUGGCUAUAGUCACAGCAUCAACAGAAGGUAUCGGCUUUGCUAUAGCCCAAAGAUUAGCUAGGGAAGGAGCCAAAGUUGUUGUGAGUAGUAGAAAAGAAAAAAACGUGGAGAAAGCUGUAAAUGAAUUGAAGAAAGAGGGAUUGAAUGUAACUGGGGUAGUUUGUCAUGUAUCUAAAGCAGAAGACCGAAGAAAACUCUUUAUGGAAUCAGAAAAGUUGGGUGGGCUUGAUAUUUUGGUGUCUAAUGCUGCUGUGAAUCCAGAAAUUGGUGGAGUUUUGGAUGCCAGUGAAACAGCCUGGGAUAAGAUUUUUGAUGUAAAUGUCAAGUCAUCUUUUCUCUUGGCCAAGGAAGCUUUGCCUCAAAUCAGGAAGAGCAAGUUUGGUAGAAUAGUGUUUGUUUCCUCAAUUGCUGCCUAUGCACCCUUAGACGUGUUGGGUGCUUAUUCCGUCAGUAAAACAGCUCUUUUGGGUUUGACCAAAGCUGCUGCAAAUCAGUUGGCAACAGAGAAUAUUACGGUGAACUGCGUAGCACCUGGUGUGGUUCAAACAAAAUUUGCCAGCACCCUUACUGAAUCUGAAGCAACUAGGGAAGAAGUUUUAAAAAGGAUACCUCUAGGAAGACUGGGUGUUCCUGAUGAUAUCAGUGGAAUCGUUGCUCUUCUUGUUUCUGAUGAUGGCUCCUACAUAACUGGAGAAACUAUUGUUGCUGCUGGAGGAAUGAUUUCCCACUUAUAAACAGCUCCAUCUCAAAAUCCAUCAUUGCUUUAAAAUCAUUAAUUCAGACCGUUUUUUUUUUCAAAUGUAUUUUUGGGGGUAAUAAGAAGAAUUUUAUAUUGAUAUCAACGAAAGUAUCAAGAGCACAAGAGAGUUAUUUCUAAAUGUCUCAUUUUAUUUCUUUAAGUUUUUUAUACUUCUUUGGUUUGAUUGUAAAUUUAAAAAUCUGUCAAUAUUUUUGACAAAUAUAUAUUAUAUAUAACUGGUUGGUA
Messenger RNA from Coccinella septempunctata (seven-spotted ladybird), 1305 nucleotides. RefSeq names its product dehydrogenase/reductase SDR family member 4 (gene Dhrs4). Gene Ontology annotation, molecular function: carbonyl reductase (NADPH) activity. The transcript is spliced from 3 exons. The record is from RefSeq and is a predicted model, not a curated record. The coding region runs from base 233 to 1054 and encodes 273 amino acids. NCBI's taxonomy places the organism in Eukaryota, Metazoa, Arthropoda, Insecta, Coleoptera, Coccinellidae.